Uloborus diversus is the source of this 2417-nucleotide messenger RNA. RefSeq names its product lysozyme-like. The record is from RefSeq and is a predicted model, not a curated record. The transcript is spliced from 4 exons. The coding region runs from base 82 to 636 and encodes 184 amino acids. Lineage: Eukaryota; Metazoa; Arthropoda; Arachnida; Araneae; Uloboridae. Gene Ontology annotation, molecular function: lysozyme activity.
GAAAUGAUUGCAUUUUUAGAGCAUUCUCAGAUCAGGUGUUAUUGUCAAUAGGUAGUAGGAUUGUCAGUCCCAACGAAUGACAUGAAGUUUCUAGUAACGAUCGCUGUUUUACUAAUCGCAGCGUGCCUCACGUCAGCACAGUCCGUAAGAAGAAAACCAAACGAAAAAGUACCAGAGAUGGAUCAGCGAUGCUUGGAUUGUAUAUGCCAGGCGAGCAGCAACUGUGAUGAAUCCUUAAAAUGCCAUAAUGCUGGUCAAAGCUAUUUCUGCGGACCAUACGUUAUCUCAUGGGCUUAUUGGCAUGAUGGUGGAAGACCUGGGGACAAAGGAAGAGCUCAUGACUUCGAAACUUGCUUAAAUAAUAAGACUUGCGCAGAACAAGCAGUGAAGGGAUACAUGCGCAAAUACGGACAGGACUGCGACCGCAGUGGACAGAUCAACUGCUAUGAUUUUGCCAGAAUACAUAAACUUGGAUUCGGAUCUUGUGGUGGACUUGAAAUUCAAAACACGGACUACUGGGAGAAAUUCGAAAUCUGCUACGAUGGUUACAACCCGAGCAAUGACGCAGCAGCCGAUUAUGAUUACGGUUCCAGUGUUUUGCAAGCCAGAAGUGGUUAUCAAGGAGGUUACAACUAAACUGGAAUGGAUUGGAAUUUUUUUUUUUUUUUUUGACCUGAAAUCCUUUUUAAUAUUCCAUAUGGAGGAAAAGUUCUGUUUUAUACAGUAAAAACUCCUUAAAGCAAACUUCAAAGAAAAACAAUGUCGUUGGUUUUAGCAUUUGGUGUUAUUGUCAAAGAUAAUAAAUCUACAGAAAAAUUAGAAUAAAAAAAAGAAACGGGGGGGGGGGAGGCAGUUAUUUCAAAUGUUUUUCUGCUUUUUUAUAUAAUUUUUGGCUCUAAGUUAAAAGAUUAUCAUGGAUUGCAGUGAAGUUACUUAACUUAAAAUAAUACAUUCUGAAAUGCAUGCAUCAAAAUCUGUUUAAGACAAACUUAUUUAAAUAAUUUUUAUUGAUAUACUUUGAAUUAUUACUAAAAUCAUCGAUAUAGAAAAUAAAACAAGAAAAUUUAUACGUUAAAAAAAGUUGAAGUUUUGAUGCACAAAAUUGCAGAAAUAUACACGUGUUUCGGGUUCAAAAGGAAUUCUUUUUCAACGCAGAAAGUUUUGAGAUUCUUAAUAUAAGUUAAGCACACUUGAGCAUUCCUUUCAUUACGUGCGCGAAACCUGAGCUUUGCAAGAAAAAUAUAAUUAUGUUUCUUGGAGAGUAGUUAGAACAUACAUAAGGAUCAAUUGUUAAACACUAAUUUAUUUGUUAUAAAGGAUUUCAGUGUCAAGAAAACUGAUUGUUUACGCUCUGUUUUUAACGUUUUGUUUUAUUUCUAACUUCUGACAAUUUGUUCCUACUUCUAUCCUUUUUUUUUCCUUUCAGUCAUGUAAAGUGACUGCAAAGGAAAUGCUUAUUUAAGAGGCAUGAAUGCAUAGCUCAGAAAACACCAAAUUAAUGAUGAAAUUUGUCUUUUUUUUUUUUUUUUUUUUUUUUAUCUUUUCUAAUAUUAAUCGGAGUUAUCUAAGGAAAGAGAGAAAGUUUGUGAUCACUUGAUUUGUAUUUCGAAGGCUUCAAAACCAAGAUUUAUGGAAAUUAGUAACUUUCUAAUUAAGUUCAAACAAAUCAAACGCUUAUAAAGUUACAGUACAACAGGGAAACAUUGCCCUUUAACUUACCUGCCUCCUCUUGACUUUGUUUUUGAUUAAAAAAAUAUUUAAAAAAUUGUUCUUUUCUCCAAGUAUUUUUCUAUUUCGGGAAAAAACUAUAAUACUUAAUUUAACGAAAAAAAAAAACUCUAUUUCCAGUGAAGCUACAGACGCAAACACUGAAUUAUUAUGUUUUAACUAAUUAAUUAUUUUUUAAAUUUCGACUGGUUAUAUAAAUAAUUUUUGCUUACUGCUGCAAAACAAAACAUGAAAGUUCAAGAAACGUAUUUUUGUCCCUUCAUCUUUUUAAAAAAUCUCUCUUUGUUAAAAAUUUAAAUUAUUCUUCAAAAAUCUUCUCUCACAGCCCCUUUCCCCGAACAUAAAUAUUCAACAUUCUUUUAUGAUGAUUUGCAUUAGAGAACCAGAAGUCAUUUCAUCAUCUAAUCAUUUGUAUAAGUUCGAUGGAUUAUGUCAUAUUUAAUUCAUUAAUUUCCUAUCAAUUUAAAACAACAAUUUCGGUUAUUUUAUGUUAAAAAAGUAAUAAUGUCGCUAAGCCAUGCCUCAUCUUGAGUACACUAGUUAUUCAAGUUAAUUUUUGGAGAAUUCUUUUUUUUACUUGGUAUAAAAAAGAUUUUCAAUUUCUUCCUUUCUUUUUGGCGUUGUGUAUUUUUUUUCUACACUGUGAAACGAUGGGCAGGUGCCAAAUAAUAUUUUUGAAUAAAUUUCUU